This is a messenger RNA of Owenia fusiformis, 1381 nucleotides long. The record is from the annotation of a GenBank genome assembly. Lineage: Eukaryota; Metazoa; Annelida; Polychaeta; Sabellida; Oweniidae.
GCCGUUUCGCGGCAAAUUUUAAAAUGGCGCCUGUUCCCUUCAAAUGUGUACUUUCGUUCACAUCGCAAGACCCAAAGCAUAAUGCCCAGAAUCUAUUAAAGCAAAAUACAGGGGGACCUACUGGGAAAAGAUGGCUAUGUGAGAAAGGUUUGAAAUCUGGAGAAAUGGAGGCAGAAAUUCAAUUAGAAGAGCCUGUUACAAUCUCACAUGUUGACAUAGGAGCCUAUGGGUGUUUUAGUGUGAAUGUUGAAGUGGGCAAAUCAACAUGGGCACGUAACCGUGGAUACGAAACAUUGAUCCCUGGAGCUAAUUUCAUGACGAUGCAAGAGUGCAGGAUGUGGAAGUCUCUCGAGAAAGUCCGCAUGUUUAACCAAAAAGACUUUGAUUUGAGCACAAGAAAUGGUAGUUGGGACAGAGUAAAGGUGACGUGUAGACAGCCUUUCAACAAGAGCGCACAAUUCGGACUCUCAUUUAUAAUGAUUAAGGCAGAUUCAGUGAAAACAUCAGAACAGUGUGUGGAAGCUGAACCGAUGAGUGCAAAAUCACCGAAAUACAACACCCUGAAAACCUUAAAUGGAAUAAAUUCACCGCCAUGGAAGUCUGGACAUCAAAAACAGAUGAAACUUCUACUUUCUGGAUUAGAUUCACCAAAAGCUGAGAAGGAAGAACAUGUAAAAAACAGACUUUUGAAAAUCGCAGGGUCUGCAGAAACUGGUUCAGAAAAUGUUGCAAGUCUCUCAAGAACAGCGAAACUUGUCAUGUCUGCUGUAGGAAAACAAACUAUCUAUGCUCCCAGAGGCCCAAGGAGUAAUGAUGAAAUGGUUUCUACGCCAAAGAGGAGGCGUGUGGAACAGACCUUUGAGCAAGAGCUUGAGAUUUUCUUUGAAGGGCUUGACAUGAGUACCAUUGACAUGGAUAAAGUGACAUUUGCAGAGCUUCGUCACAAACUCGAAAAGCAGAAGCAAAGAAAACUAUCCAAAGAAGAAAAGAAAUUGUUUUUGGCUCGAGGCAGUAAAUUUAUAGAAAAAGUUUUCCAGGAUCGAGAAAAUCAUAAACAAAUUUCAAACAAAACUCCAAAAGAAAAAGAUCAUAAAGCUACAGAAGGUACAGUUCCUAAAUCUCCUACAAGUACAGGGAUAAAGUGUGCAAAAUCUGGAUCAACCCCUAAGUUAGGAAACAACAUUUCUGGAGCAAUAAAAACUCCCAAACAAGCAAAAGUAAAUGCUUCACACCCAGUAAACAAGAAUUCCAAGGAUGCAGUACAAAAAUCGCCAAAUGGUACCCCUAAACCCCAGAAGCCUUUGGGUAAAUCACCACAGGGUGCACAGAAAUCCCAGAAACCUUUAGGAAAAUCAAUACAGGGUACCCCAAAAUCCCAGAA